AGCCAGAAAGGAGGACAGGAAGUGUCACGAUGCCCCUAACCCACAGCUAGCUCCAUCUGGGUGGAGGUACAUGUCUUUACAUUAGACCUUAGGUUCCUGCUGCUCCUCAGAGGAAGAGGAAGGUCUAACCUUCAGUCUCUGAUUAUAUCUGAACAGAUCUAUCAGAGCUCUGAGAGACACCAUGAAGCAAACAUCUGUCAGAUUCCUGCUCUGUAAGUAGAGAUUCUUUCUGUACAUUUACUGGGUUUCUGAUGAUAGCUGGUGGAGGAGAAGCUGGGAAACUGACUGGGAAACAUGGUAUGAAUGGAAACUAUCUGAGGUGUAAAAUGUCUUCAUGUGAGGAAUUAUUAAUGAUUUAGUUCAAUCAAAAUGAUUUUUCUCCUCUUAGUUCUGACCUUAUUGCUGAGCUGCACAACAAACCAAGGUUGGUUCACUUCCUGUUUUACACCCAAAUAUUCAGUGUUUUUGUCCAUAUUUAAAAUAACUUUGAGCUCCAAGCUUUGAUUUCGCUGCAUAAAUGUGGAUCUUUGACAUUAUUGAUAAACAAGAAGGUUUCAUUCCAGCAGCUGGUCUGACUGUGAGUCCCAGAAGAUCUGAACUCUUUGAAGGAGACUCUGUGUCUCUGAGCUGUGAGGAGGACAACAUCUCUACUGGAUGGACUGUGAGGAGAAACACAACAACAGAAACCAGAACUCAAUGUGAUGGAUGGGGAGAACCAGCUGGUUCUACCUAUAACAUGAGCUACCUGUACCCAUCAGACACUGGAGUGUACUGGUGUGAGUCCAGAGAGGGAGCAGCCAGCAGCAGCAUCCAGCUCACUGUCUCUGGUGGAUCAGUGAUCCUGCAGAGUCCUGUCCUCCCUGUGAUGGAGGGAGAUGACGUCACUCUGAGCUGUCAAACAAAGACUUCCUCCAACCUCCCAGCUGCUUUCAUUAAAGAUGGCUCCCUCAUCAGGACUGAGCCUGCAGGUCACAUGACCCUCCACCAUGUGACCAGCUCUGAUGAAGGUCUCUACAAGUGUAACAUCAGUGGUCAUGGAGAGUCUCCAUCCAGCUGGAUCUCUGUCUCAGGUCAGCAGCUUCAGGGUCAUUUCAACACUGCCAUCAUCCACAGUCACCUGACCAAGUUUAAUUCUCUUUACAUGUAAAUCAAC
This is a messenger RNA of Girardinichthys multiradiatus, 1153 nucleotides long. RefSeq names its product Fc receptor-like protein 5. The coding region runs from base 518 to 1147 and encodes 209 amino acids. The record is from RefSeq and is a predicted model, not a curated record. Gene Ontology annotation, molecular function: transmembrane signaling receptor activity. Gene Ontology annotation, biological process: cell surface receptor signaling pathway. Lineage: Eukaryota; Metazoa; Chordata; Actinopteri; Cyprinodontiformes; Goodeidae. The transcript is spliced from 2 exons.